UGAAACUUUAGCAAAAGGACCAAAUAUCCAGAUGGACUGAACAUUAAGGAUCAAAAGACUAAUUGACCGGUCUUUUUCCCAAUGUUUACAAGGAUAUUCCCAAAAGAUGGAACAAAAAUUCUUCGAAAUCAUCAUCUGAACUGAGCAUCAUCACCAUGCGUAAUCAUAGAAUUCGACUAGCUCAUCAAUCUUCGACAAAAUUAACGUUUAUUUAUUGACUCAAAACCCAUGACAGCAUUAUACUGGAAUCUUAUCUAGUUAUCCUCCAAUUAAUCAUCAGCAUAUUCUCAGAACAUCCCACUUAAUUUGCUUCCCAGCUCUGUAAUAUAACCUGUUCUAAAAAAACGAAGAAGAAGGAGAAGAAGACAACGAAGACAAAAGGGCCCACCUAAGCCAUGGCUUCCUCAUCAGGUGCAGUCCCUUUUAUCUUCUUGUUGCUGCUUGUUGGCUGUGCUGCAAGACCUCUUUACCCGCUUCCCAGUCGUAGAAAUGAUAGAACCAAGCGCCCUUUACAAACUUUUCGACCUUACAACCUUGCACAUCGAGGGUCUAAUGGUGAAAUACCUGAAGAGACUAGGCCUGCAUAUUUGAGAGCAAUUGAAGAGGGUGCAGACUUUAUAGAGACAGAUAUUUUAGCGUCCAAAGACGGUGCACUUAUAUGCUUCCAUGAUCUUACUCUGGAUGUUACAACUGACAUAGCUAAACACCAGGAGUUUGCUGAUCGAAAGAGAACUUACGAAGUUCAAGGCGCAAAUAUGACUGGCUAUUUUGUUGUUGAUUUCACGUUAAAGGAGCUGAAGUCAUUGCGUGUGAUUCAAAGAUAUCCUUUCAGGGAUCAACAAUACAAUGGAAAAUUCCCAAUAAUUACCUUUGAAGAAUUCAUAACGAUUGCAUUAGAAGCUCCCAGAGUAGUUGGAAUAUAUCCAGAAAUAAAAAAUCCUGUUUUUAUCAACCAACGUGUGAAAUGGCCAGGCGGUAAAAAAUUCGAGGACAAGUUUGUCGAGAUGCUAGAUAAGUACGGCUACAAGGGAACUUACAUGUCGGAACAAUGGUUAAAGAAGCCUGCAUUUAUUCAGUCUUUUGCCCCAACGUCUCUUAUAUAUGUAUCAAACUUCACGGACCUGCCUAAGAUCCUCCUAAUUGAUGAUACUACUAUGCCUACCCAGGAUACUAAUCAGUCGUAUUGGGAAAUCACUUCUGACAAGUACUUUGACUUCAUCAAAGAUUACGUGGUAGGGAUUGGACCUUGGAAGGACACCAUAGUUCCCGUAUCCAACAAUUAUCUCCAAACGCCCUCUGAUCUUGUUACUAGAGCUCAUAAUUAUAACCUUCAGGUAUGUUUACCAAAUUUAAUAUGAAACUUUUGUUCUCUAAGAUCUCCUUUUACUGGACAAGAGUCUAUAGUAUGCUGUAAAUGUCAUCUGAUUCGGACGAAGAAAACUGAACAUUUCGUGCUUCAGUAAAAUUGUGUAGGAUGGAUGAGAUAUUGAGAUGAUUGUGUCUCUGGUACUAGUGUCCAAGGACCUUGUUUCUUUGCUUUGUUCUGAGUGAAUACUGAUUCGGAGAGGAAUGAUGUGGCAUGGAUAAAAGUUGUAAUCACUCUUAUUAUGUUACAAAAUAUAGGAUUGUAAUUUGGUUAUUUUGUCUUCUUACUAUAUCCUCCAGUCUCUCCUUCAUCUCAUGGUCAGAACAUUAGCUCAGUCCAAGAAAUGAUUAAUGGUAACCCUGUAAACGACAAUCUACUUCUGAGAACUCUUCCUUCUCUUUCUCUCUCUCUCUCUCUCUCUUUUCUUUUCUUUUUUUUUUUUUCUUUUCCCCAAACUGAAUCACGCUUAAACAGUUAGCACUAUUCUUGCAUCAGCAGCGGUACCUCUUGUUAUCGAUGUUGCUUUGUACACAAAAUGUAUCUCCUGAUAAUCUUUAUGAUGCAGCAAGGUGCAUUUCAUAUGAUUCUUGUUCUGAAAUGCUCUCUUUCUUCAUCUCAGGUACAUCCAUACACUUUUAGGAACGAGAACUCGUACUUGCAUUUCAACUUUAGUCAAGAUCCUUACAAUGAGUAUGAGUUCUGGAUCAAGAAGAUUGGGGUUGAUGGAAUCUUCACAGAUUUCACUGGAAGUUUCCAUCAGUAUCAAGAAUGGAGCACCCCAUACCCAUCUGGAGAGCAGGGUGCAACAGAAUUACUAGAGAAGAUUGCCCUGAUGAUAUCUCAAUAUACAAGUUCAUAGCUCAUUUUUCUUGCCAUUUGUUAGUCCAUUCUUUUCCAAAAAAAAAAAAUGCUAGGUUGAACUUACCCAUCGUUGUAUAUCAUUCACCUGAGGUCGUAAAUGUAAGCAAAAGCCUGGCGCAAUUGACAGAUGUAAAAGUGUAUUUUCUCAGUCAAGCGUCUUGGACAAAAGGCUUCAUUUUACUACUAUGAAAUGAGAUCGAAACCAAUCUUCCAAAAUUAUAUCUAGCGGGAGUAUUUUGUCAAAUAUAG
Oldenlandia corymbosa var. corymbosa is the source of this 2476-nucleotide messenger RNA. The record is from the annotation of a GenBank genome assembly. NCBI's taxonomy places the organism in Eukaryota, Viridiplantae, Streptophyta, Magnoliopsida, Gentianales, Rubiaceae.